AGAAUAAAAAGACUAAACUAAUCAUGACGCACGUCAUCCAGGCCGGCAGGAGGCGCCGCUGCGUCACGCGCGCAGCCGCAGAAGGAGACCGAGGGACAGCGGAUCAUGAGGAUCUCAGAUGUUCUUCCAAACCUAAAGUCCAUCUAAUCCUCGCACAGAAUGAUCGCAGCGCGCUGUCUGCUGUCUAAAGCGCCGCACAGGACGGUGUUGAGAGCAGCAGGGUCGCGCUGUUAUCGGCCUUUACAGCAGAAGGACACACAUGCUGUGAACCACAGAAGAACACAGACACACAACCUCACAAUCACAGCUCGAGACAUCACAACACCCGCUGAACACCCGACAACACAAGGGUUCGACGUGGCUCUGCUGGUGUCGCUCCUGAGGCAGGAGAACGCCUCAGACAUCUGCGUCAUCAGAGUCCCGCCAGAGCUCAAAUACACCGAUCACAUGAUCAUCGUGAGCGGAUCGUCUCCACGACACCUCAACGCCAUGGCAGAGUUUGUGCUCAAAGCGUUCAAGUUUCUGCGGAAGGACGAGGAGCGGCACGUUCGGCUGGAGGGCAGAGACUGUGACGACUGGAAGUGCAUCGACUUCGGACCCAUGGUGCUUCACUUCAUGCUGCCGGACACCAGAGACACGUAUGAACUGGAGAAACUCUGGACCCUGCGCUCGUAUGACGAGCAGCUCAACCGCAUCCCACGAGAAACGCUUCCCUCGGACUUCAUUUAUGAUAUGAAGCACAAAUGAUCCUCACGGACGACUGAAUCACGAACUGUUCAAAAUCACAGCGAGAUUCUCAGUCAGUGCCGUACGUCACCUCUGCGUUCUUCUGUGGGAAACCAGCUUUUGUGAAUGCUGUAAAAAUAUCAACAGUGACUUCAUUAAAAAAGACAAAUCAUCAGAAAUAUCGUUUUGAGCUGCUCAUUUUGAAUAAAAGGAUUUUAUUCACAAA
Messenger RNA from Megalobrama amblycephala (Wuchang bream), 952 nucleotides. It is a transcript of the gene malsu1, whose product is annotated as mitochondrial assembly of ribosomal large subunit 1. The record is from RefSeq and is a predicted model, not a curated record. Bases 160 to 747 code for a protein of 195 amino acids. The transcript has 4 exons. Lineage: Eukaryota; Metazoa; Chordata; Actinopteri; Cypriniformes; Xenocyprididae. Gene Ontology annotation, molecular function: ribosomal large subunit binding. Gene Ontology annotation, biological process: negative regulation of translation; negative regulation of ribosome biogenesis. Gene Ontology annotation, cellular component: mitochondrion.